AUGCACACACAAUUAUACAAUGUUUUGCCACCUGGCGUAAAUACUCAGUCACAAUCCCAUUUAAGAUCGCAAACUUCCCAUUUAUCAAAUACACCAUUGAUUUAUUCUCAUUAUUAUCCAAAUGAUACGGUAUCACAAUCAACUCAUCAACACCAUCACCAUCAUCACCACCAUCACCAACAACAUCGGGAGUUGUCACAGAUUACUACAACAACCCCACCACCACCACAGACCGGAUCAGGAGCAGCACCGUCUAAUUACAUAGAGAAUGUACCUAUUAUUGAAAAUUAUCAGUUAUCAAAUGAAUCUAGACAUGUAACUGAUACUGACAGUUUAUUUCCAAGUAUUGCACCAUAUACAACUAACUCACUGUCAACAGCGUCCACGUUGUCAUCGUCCUCAUCCUCAUCUACUUCGAUAUCCUCUUCAACUUUAAUGCCCGAAACAGCAAUCGAUUAUAAUAAUCGUGGACAUUUAAAUUAUGCUCUAUCUUAUUUAUCAAAUCAGACAAGUAAUAAUAAAAAUUUUAUUAAUUCAAAUUCAUAUCAUUCACUGAAUGGUUUACAACAAAUAAAUUCUUCAAAAGAAUCAAUUAGUGCGGAUCAUUUAAAAUUAUUAUAUCCUCAAUGUUAUGUUACCCCACCGACAUUGAAUGAAGAUUUAUUGGAUACUUCACAAUCGACUGGAUCAUGUGAUACCUCAGUGGCAAAUGUAUGGCCUCAAUCAAUUAUUAGUGCUCAAUAUUCAACAAAUUUUUUAUCUUCAUAUUCAACAGGGAUGGCAGCUGCUGCAGCAGCAGCUGCCGUGGCUGUCCAUUCAACAUCUUUUGAUUAUACACAACCAUCAAUGAUGUUAUCCCCUUCAGGAUCAAAUACAGCACAACUUUGUCGUCAUUUAAAUGACAGACAUUUAGGAAAUAAUAAUAAUAACAAUGAUAAUAAUAAUUCAAAUAUAUGUAAUAAAACAACAGGACGUAUAAAAUCAACAAAUUAUUUAACGUCUACUCCAAUUUCAUCACAUGUUAAUGUAAAUAGUCAUAUUUCAGAGACCAAUUUUCCAUUACCAACCUAUUCUUCUGUAUCGACAUCAUCUUGUUUACCUUCUGCAACAUGUGAAUUAUAUAAUAUACCACAACAUAUUUUAUCUAAUCGUUUAUCAAUGAAUCAACAUAUAGCUUCCACUACAUUAACAUCUGUACCAACUGGUGAAGUAAGAAAUUUAAUCAAUAACGAAUUAUAUUAUUGUCAAUGGAUUGAUCCAGUACCUACAAUACCUGGUUCUAUACCGAAACCAUGUUCUAGAGUGUUUGAUUCAGUUACAGAAAUAGUUAAUCAUAUAACUUUAGAACAUGUUGGUGGUCCAGAACAAUUAGAUCAUACAUGUUAUUGGAAAGAUUGUAUACGAGAUGGUAAACCAUUUAAAGCAAAAUAUAAAUUAGUUAAUCAUAUUCGUGUACAUACUGGUGAAAAACCAUUUCCAUGUCCAUUUAGUGGAUGUAUGAAAGUAUUUGCACGUAGUGAAAAUUUAAAAAUUCAUAAAAGAACACAUACUGAAAAUUUACAUCAAGGAAUAAUGUCGUUAUCUGAAGAAAUGUUAAAGAAUAAAGGAACACUGAAUCGUUUCUCUAUAACUAAUACUUGA
This is a messenger RNA of Schistosoma intercalatum, 1641 nucleotides long. NCBI's taxonomy places the organism in Eukaryota, Metazoa, Platyhelminthes, Trematoda, Strigeidida, Schistosomatidae. The record is from the annotation of a GenBank genome assembly.